Molecule: messenger RNA, 1645 nt
Organism: Phyllostomus hastatus (greater spear-nosed bat)
Lineage: Eukaryota; Metazoa; Chordata; Mammalia; Chiroptera; Phyllostomidae
Gene: EPSTI1
Product: epithelial stromal interaction 1
Exons: 11
Coding region: 214-1128 (304 amino acids)
Source: RefSeq, a predicted model, not a curated record
ACUUACCUGAGAUUACGUCCGGGAUGCCCCAGUGGAGCACGAAUGGGGAAGUCCCCAGGGCGGGCGCAAUCUACAACGGUAGGCAAGAAAUCGAAACUCAGCUGUUGAAACCGCUGCCCCUGGUCUUUGGAAUCGCAUCACGAGACUCGCUAAGCAACCCAGCCUGAAACCCCACUGAGGCUGCGGCACCCGGGGCCCAGCGGACUCAGAACCAUGUACACUCGCAGUAGGCUGUUGGGCUCCGGGCUCGGCUCCUCCUCCGCCUCCCGCCCGGCCCGGGACCCCUCUGGGCAGCCUCGAGAGCCGGACCCGCUGCAAGGCCCGGAGCAAGGUUUGAAGGCGACUUCAGAGAACCCUUUGCGGGAGAGAGUGGAGCACACGAGCCAGAGACUAGUAGGUGCAUACACCUUGAUAGCACCAAAUGAAAACAGAAGAAGUCAGAUACAAAGGGUUGCUGAGAAAGAGCUAGAGAACCUGGCGAAGUGGAAGGAGCAACAUAGAGCGAAGCCAGUUCACCUGAUGCCGAUGCGGCUAGGUGGAAGUGAAUCAGAGGCUGAAGUCAGGCAGAAACAACAACUCCAACUGAUGCAAUCUAAAUACCAGCAGAAGCUAAAAAGAGAAGAAGCUGUAAGAAUCAAGAAGGAAGCUGAAGAAGCUGAAAUCCAAAAAAUGAAGGCAGUUCAGAGAGAGAAGAGUGAAAAACUAAAGGAGAAAAAAAGACUUCAAGAAAACCUCAGAAGAGAAGCAUUUAGAGAGCAUCAGCAAUACAAAACUGCUGAGUUCUUGAGCAGACUGGAGACAGAGUUGCCAAACAGAAGUAUCUGUCAAACUGCUCAUCAUAACCCACAAUCUUCACCUUGGGCCAGAAGCCAGGUGUAUAAGGAUUCUCUAAAGGAAGAAGAAAAUCGAAAAUUACAAAAGAUGAAGGAAGAACAACAUCGGAAGAGUGAAUUACUGGAAUUUAAACAACAGCAACAGGAGGAAGAAAGAACCAGAAACCAUCAGGCUGAGCACAGGAGGGUAAAUAAUGCUUUUCUGGACCGACUCCAAGGCAAAAGUCAACCAGGUGGCCUGGAGCACUUUGGAGGCUCUUGGAAUAUGAAUAAUGGUAACAGCUGGGAUAUAUAAGAAAUGUUUACUUAACAUCUGGCCUUUGUCAACUGGCCUUGAAAACACCCAUGAGAUACUUUCUUUAAGUGCAAUUUUGUUCACCAUCACUGCUUUCACCUUGACUUCAACUGACUACCCACACAGCUAGCUGAGCAGCUGGGUAUGACAGGUUUCUCACUGUCAUUAUUUAAGCAUGUUUGCAGGUGCUGAUUACUAAACUCAUAUUUAAUCUCUAUUGCCAAUGAAAUGUUACAGUAUUUUUUGUACUGGUUUUGCCUCUUAUUGGAAGUAUAAUUACAGCAAUGUUAGUAAGAUAGAAUAUGAGAGCAUUCUUUGAUGCUUUCUGGUUAGUGAGAGCUAUGGGUGCUGCAUGCAUGUCUGUCUAAGCGGCUAAUUCUCAGAUCAGAUUAGGAAAGCUUUGGGCUCUUUUUAGCUUUUAAUCCCUACUUUCUUAAUUCAGUGUAUAAAUGUGAGCAAAAAAUAUUUUAAUCUCUUUGAAACAAAUUAAAUAAAUUUUGAACUACCUUUGUAUAAA